Molecule: messenger RNA, 1396 nt
Organism: Dunckerocampus dactyliophorus (ringed pipefish)
Lineage: Eukaryota; Metazoa; Chordata; Actinopteri; Syngnathiformes; Syngnathidae
Gene: gadd45aa
Product: growth arrest and DNA-damage-inducible, alpha, a
Exons: 4
Coding region: 205-693 (162 amino acids)
Biological process (GO): regulation of cell cycle
Cellular component (GO): cytoplasm; nucleus
Source: RefSeq, a predicted model, not a curated record
CUGUCCAACCUCACUGGCAGGGGAAUUAGCAUAGGACCAAUGGUGACAGCUAUGCAAAUGUCCUCCCAUAACUAGCAUUGUCCCACACACACUCUUCAUGUGAAGCUGCUAGACUUCCACUUCAGUUGCACCAUAGCUGCAGAAAGGUGUGUGCGUGUCGACGACAAGCAACCCGCAGUUUGCUCUAAAGUGGAUUUGGAUUUUAUGUACAACAUGACAUUUGAGGAAUUAAGUGGGGAUUACUCUCAAGAAAGAAUGGAUUCAGUGGCGAAAGCUUUAGAAGAAGUUCUGAGCAGAGCACUAGCAAGAGGCUGCACGACGGUGGGAGUCUACGAAGCUGCCAAGUCCCUCAAUGAGGACCCCGAUAACGUGGUUCUCUGCAUCUUGGCCACGGAUGACGAAGAUGAGGAAGACGUGGCCUUGCAGAUCCACUUCACGCUCAUUCAGGCUUUCUGCUGUGAGAAUGACAUCAACAUCCUGAGAGUGAACAACACCCGGCGCCUGGCAGAAAUACUGGGUGGAGGAGGCGGAAAACAGAAUGGCGGGGAGCCCCUGGACCUCCACUGCGUCCUUGUCACUAGCCCAGAGGAGUCAUCAUGGCAGGACACUGCUUUGAGCAAGGUGAACAGCUUCUGCAGCGAGAGCCGAUGUCUGGAUCAAUGGGUGCCAAUCAUCAACCUCCCUGAACGAUGAACCUUUCUGCACAUCCCCCCCCAAAAAAUCCAAUCUCUGAAGAAUCAGCAGGAAUCGGCAAUAUUAUCAGAAGCAAAUCAAGCUUCAAAUCGCUACUCGGGUUGCAAAAUACCCCGUUGAGUAGAUGGGAUCAAUUAAAAAGGCAAAAAAAAAAAAGUGGGACGGGAAUUUCCACUUGUUUUGGAGUUUUGUCUAUCAGUUGUGACAAUGGAGACGAGAUGGCCGGCCACUUGUGUUGUCGGGAUGUCGUGGACGGACGGUUGAAGGGAGCCUGUUUGCUCUGUUGGUGUGAAGCCGGACGCAGCGGAGAGGCAGAAGGAUUACAUCAUACGUGUUUGUUCACUGUGACGUGUUCAGGAAAAGCGGAGCAAAAGCAGAAUUCGGGAGGUGUGGAGUGAACCACGGCCUCAGCAUCUCUGCUGCAAUAAAGCACUUGCUUAAAACACUGGACCUUUUACUAUUUCACUUACGAGAUUCAAGUGUUCAUAUUGAUGUUGCUAUGAUUUAAAAAGGGAAGGGCUGUUAAGACAUCCAAUGCAGUGUGUACUUCAUGUUUCCAAUGCCAGCAAAGUACAAUUGUUGUGUUACAAUUUUAAGUUAUUUUCCAACAUAUUUAAGUAUAUUUAUGUUUCAUUUUUUUACAUUUGCAGACUUGACUAGACACGUACUGAUGUCAAUAAAAUAAGUUGGUUACGAGCCAGAA